Messenger RNA from Argentina anserina (silverweed cinquefoil), 1075 nucleotides. RefSeq lists its product as uncharacterized. The coding region runs from base 57 to 812 and encodes 251 amino acids. The record is from RefSeq and is a predicted model, not a curated record. NCBI's taxonomy places the organism in Eukaryota, Viridiplantae, Streptophyta, Magnoliopsida, Rosales, Rosaceae. The transcript has a single exon.
CAACACACAGAGACCCCAAAAAACCUAGCUAUUCGGGUCAUAAUUCGGAGCUCCAUAUGUGUAGGUCGACGGACUACCCGGGCUUUCAGGCCAAGAGAGAAGCCCUAAGGAUUCAAGCUUUCUUCCUCCGCUUCAAGGGUUUGGAUCCCAACAAGCCCUUGCCGGAGUCGCUCACUCUUUCUUAUCUUCCGAGGAUCAACGGCACCACGCUCGAGGUUGCCGGGUCGAAGAUCCGACCCGACUCGCCGGCUUUCGUGACGCUCCACCGCGCCGUGAAUGCGAAGGUGAGGAAGGGGGAGGCGAUAUUCGGGUCGCGGGAGGCGGUUCGGGCUGGCGAUGGGGUCCAGUUCGAGGCGUACUUGAGGGAGGAGAAGGUGCUGAAGGGGGUAUUCAGGAAAGACGAGGGGCAGGAUUGGAAAUUGGAGUGCAAGUGCGUCCUGGAGACCGCCGCGGGGGUUACGGAGGCGGAGGUGUGCGUGGCGGUGGAGGGACACGUGACGAUGAUUGAGAGGGUGGCGAUGGUGGUGAAAAGGCGGGGAAAGUGUGGGUUCCACCCGCUGGAGGAGAUUCCGGAGGUGGGCGACGAAUCGGACGGGGGGCGUUGUUGUAUAUGUGGGGAAAUGGACGGUGGGGAUUGGGUGGAGGUUGGUGAUGUGGAUGAGGAGGAAGAAGCGGUGGAGGAGGAGUUGGAAAUGGAUGUGGAGGGAGUGAGAUGGGCUGUGGAUGUGGGCCUUUGGGUCAUGUGUUUGGGUGUGGGCUACUUGGUUUCUAAGGCCUCGUCCAAAAGCUUGAGACGCCGGAGAUUUUUUUGAUUUUUUUUUCUUGAAAUUUUGAGACCAAGUUGUACAGUUGCAAAAGCACAGCUAUAAAUUCUAUGAUAUGAAAAGAUCGAAUCAAAGAUAACUGUGGAGAUGUGUCAUUUGUAUCAAUAUAACAGAAAAAAGAGAAAGGGCACUUGCAAACUUUUAGCCUAAAAGCGUGUCUGGGUUGGAGCCAAGCAUCAAAGGCAUUGGUGAUUGGUGUCACCAUUGGGCAUCUUUGUUCUUCUGGGUUAUAGCUUGCGACUUUGGCUUUC